CAGCGGGGAGCCGAGGAGCUACCCUCCGGCGGAGCCGGGACCCCCCUCCCGCAGCUGUUUUACCGACGAUGCCGGACGAAGCGACGGAAAACGCCGGCUCCACAUCUGCCCGCGUCUCGUCCUUUUUCAUCGAGGACCUGCUGGGCACCGAGGGCGGCGGAGGGGCGCGGAGGGCGGCGGCGGGAGGCGGAGGUGGGCGCGGAGCUCCGCGCUGCGGCCCCCACUCCCCGCUGCGUCUUGGAGCCGCGGGCUGCCCGCUCCGCGACGCCGCCGUCGGUUGGUACCGCCGAGCUUUCCUGGGCUGCGCCAGCCCCGACACCAGCGACCGGGACUCGCCGGAGCUGCCCGAGGACACGGAGCGGGCGGGCGGCGGCGGCGGGCGGGCGGCGGCGCGGGGCCCCGCGGGCGGGCGGCCGAGCUCCGGAGGCCGCGAGGAAGAGGAGGAACGAAACGAGGAAGCGGGCGAAGCGGAGCAGCGAGCCGCCGGCCGCAAGAAGAAGACGCGCACGGUGUUCAGCCGCAGCCAGGUCUUCCAACUGGAGUCCACGUUCGACGUGAAGCGCUACCUGAGCAGCUCGGAGCGGGCCGGCCUGGCCGCCUCGCUGCACCUCACCGAGACGCAGGUGAAGAUCUGGUUCCAGAACCGCCGCAACAAGUGGAAGCGGCAGCUCGCCGCCGACUUGGAGGCGGCCAACCUCUCCCACGCCGCCCAAAGGAUUGUGCGGGUCCCCAUUUUGUACCACGAGAACUCGCCGGCCAGCGCCUUGGGCUUCAGCCUGCCCCACAUGUCCCCCCCCUUGGUGGGCUUCUCCGGCGGUGUCAGCUACCCCCUGGGCACCUUCCCCGCCGCCUCCCUCCCCUUCCUCCGCUCGCAGAUGACGGGACUCGUCUGA
This is a messenger RNA of Numida meleagris (helmeted guineafowl), 893 nucleotides long. It is a transcript of the gene HMX1, whose product is annotated as H6 family homeobox 1. The record is from RefSeq and is a predicted model, not a curated record. Gene Ontology annotation, molecular function: DNA-binding transcription factor activity, RNA polymerase II-specific; RNA polymerase II transcription regulatory region sequence-specific DNA binding. Gene Ontology annotation, cellular component: nucleus. The transcript is spliced from 2 exons. Gene Ontology annotation, biological process: regulation of transcription by RNA polymerase II; negative regulation of DNA-templated transcription. Bases 69 to 893 code for a protein of 274 amino acids. Lineage: Eukaryota; Metazoa; Chordata; Aves; Galliformes; Numididae.